GAAGAGGCGGGAACAGAAGUUGCUGGACAACGUUCCUGUCGGAGGUGUUUUAAAGCGGAAACUUCCGUGAACGCUGAAAUCAGCUGUUUGUUUCUGAGUGUUUGACGCUCCGGGACGUCGUUUUUAUUUUCAGCAACAACAGGAGGUGUCAUUUAUCCGACCUUUGACCUCAGACACGCUUUGGAAGCCGCUCGCUGACGUUAGCAGUUAGCCGUCGGAGCUAACCGGUCCACUCGCUCUGCUGCCGCCCGGAGACGCACACCCUGAGUCCAGUGCUUAUAGUCAAACCAGCCGGGACCUCUGAACGUUUCCUCCGGGGCUGUAGGUAGGACAGAGCUGUUUCAUGUCACCCCCGGGGCCGGUGUGGACUCUUUAAUGGGAGGCGGGUCGCUCCGGGGGAGUGGACGCUGUCAGUUUGGAAGAACGCGGAGCUCCUGGCUUCCUCUCGGGCUCUCAUGGAGUCUCUGGCCGGGUAUGUGUACAAGGCUGCCAGCGAGGGCCGAGUCCUGACCCUGGCCGCGCUGCUGCUGAACCACUCCGAGGCGGAGACGCAGUUCCUGCUGAGCUACGUGACCCACCUGAGCGGCCAGAGGUCCACCCCGCUGAUCAUCGCGGCGCGGAACGGCCACGACAAGGUGGUCCGGCUCCUCCUGGACCACUACAAGGUGGACACCGAGCAGACCGGCACGGUUCGGUUUGACGGCUACGUCAUCGACGGUGCCACGGCGCUGUGGUGUGCAGCCGGCGCCGGACACUUCGAGGUGGUGCGUCUUCUGGUGAGUCACCGCGCCAACGUCAACCACACCACCAUCACAAACUCCACCCCCCUGCGAGCCGCCUGCUUCGACGGGCGUCUGGACAUCGUUCGCUACCUGGUGGAGCACGACGCCGACAUCAGCAUCACCAACAAGUUCAACAACACCUGUCUGAUGAUUGCCGCCUACAAAGGCCACACGGAGGUGGUGAGGUUCCUGUUGGAGAAGGGGGCGGACCCCAACGCCAAGGCCCACUGCGGCGCCACCGCGCUGCACUUUGCGGCUGAGGCGGGACAUCUGGACAUUGUCAAAGAGCUGACGCAAUGCCAGGCGUCCAUGGUGGUGAACGGGCACGGCAUGACGCCGCUGAAAGUGGCGGCGGAGAGCUGCAAGGCUGACGUGGUGGAGCUGCUGCUGGCGCACGCCGACUGCGACCCUCACAGCCGCGUCGAGGCCCUGGAGCUGCUGGGCGCCUCGUUCGCCAACGACAGGGAGAACUACGACAUACAGAGGACGUACCACUACCUCCACGCGGCCAUGAUGGAGCGCUACCGCGAUCCGGACAACCUCAUCACCAAGGAGCUGUUCCCCGCCGUCGAGGCGUACGGAGGGCGCCGCGAGUGUCAAACGCUGCAGGACCUGGAGGCCAUCAGGGUGGACCGCGACGCCCUGCACAUGGAGGGACUGAUGAUCCGAGAGCGGAUCCUGGGCUCGGACAAUAUCGACGUGUCGCAUCCGAUAAUCUACCGCGGCGCCGUCUACGCCGACAACAUGGAGUUUGAACAGUGCAUCAAGCUGUGGCUGCACGCCCUCCGCCUGCGGCAGAGAGGAAACCGCAACACGCACAAGGACCUGCUGCGCUUCGCCCAGGUGUUCUCGCAGAUGGUCCACCUGAAGGAGCACGUGUCGGCCGCCGCCGUCGAGCAGGUGCUGCGUUGCAGCGUUCUGGAGAUCCAGCGCAGCAUGGUGCGCGUGGAGGCCGCCGCUGAAUCGGAGCUGCCGCAGGCCAUGGAGAACUACGAGUCCAACGUCUUCACCUUCCUGUACCUGGCGUGCAUCUCCACUAAAACCACCUGCAGCGACGCGGAGCGCGCCGCCAUCAACAAGCACAUCUACGACCUGAUCCAGCUAGAUCCGCGGUCACGCGAGGGCUCCUCGCUGCUCCACCUCGCCAUCAGCUCCACCACGCCGGUGGACGACUUCCACACCAACGAUGUGUGCAGCUUCCCCAACGCACAGGUCACCAAGCUGCUGAUCGACUGCGGCGCGCAGGUCAACGCCAUCGACAACGAGGGCAACACGCCGCUGCACGUCAUCGUCCAGUACAACCGGCCCAUCAGCGACUUCCUCACGCUGCACGCCAUCAUCAUCAACCUAGUGGAGGCCGGCGCGCACACGGAUAUGACCAACAAGCAGAACAAGACGCCGCUGGACAAGAGCACGACGGGCGUGUCCGAGAUCCUGCUGAAGACGCAGAUGAAGAUGAGCCUCAAGUGCCUGGCGGCGCGCGCCGUCCGGCAGCACCAGAUCACGUAUCGCAACCAGAUCCCCAAAACGCUCGAGGAGUUCGUGGAGUUCCACUGACGCCGGUUUUUAAAAACGUUUUUCUAACAGUUCACGCGGUGCUGAGGUCGACGUUUUUAUAUUAAAAAAAAUCUUUUUUUCUUUUUGGCGGCGCCGGGCAGCUUCCUGUUUUGCCUUACCUCUCUGCCAGGAAGCUGCCGCGUAUGUCGCCGCGAUUGUGUAAGAAGAAAUGAUCGGACCGAAGGAACGAGUGCCUGAAGAGACGCCAGACGACCGAGCUCAACCACCAAUCAGCCGCCACGCAGAGGAUUAUUUUUUAAUUGGAGAGAUUUUUAUCGGGUGUUCCUGGCUGUGGGCGGCGAUCCAAACGCUUCAUCACAUUUGAGUUAAACUUUCUUCUGCCUCUAAAGAAACUGUGCGGACACUCCUGCUCUGAAUCCUUCCUCGCCCUUUUAUUUAUAGUUGUGGGUAUUUAUUUGGGCGUUCAGCGUCUUUCUCAUCAGCUGUGUCGGGUUUUGUUUUGUUUCUGAUAAAAUAACUGCAAACGAGCUGCUCUGACUUCCUCUCUGAGAAACUCUAAGAAAGAAACAGCAUAAAAAAAUAAAGUUUAGUGUUGAAAUCGAGGGAUAGAAAGAAAACAGCCGACCUUCACUCGGAGUUUCAUCAGAUUUGUCUGAAUGCAGAUUUUAUGUCCUAAUAAAGUUUUUUUUAGUUAAAGGAUAAGUGCCAAAAAGCCGCUGAGGGUCAAACUGAGAGUCUUGAAGCCCAGAUUCAGUUGAAGUGUUCAAACCGACGUCUCUCCUGCUGUGUUGGAAUCAGCAGGAGAGACGUUUUGAUGCCAUAACUCUACGUUUUAUUUUAUUCUAACUUUUGACAGGAUGUGAAAAGUGAGCCACAAAAGCCUCGUCAGUCGGUCUCUUACGGUUUAGAUAACGAGCACAUCUCGAACUCGCCGUGAUGGAUGUUUCUCCACGCUGACUCUUGGGAAGCUGCGAGCGUUUCGGGGGCGGGGGCGGGGGACUCGACUGCCAGAGGCCUCCCGACCGACACGUGGGGAGCUGGUGCGGCGUCACCUGGGCGUCAAUGACCAUAUCUGCGUCACCCUUGCACACUCGCAGACUUGAAAAUUGACCGAGGCGUUGGGGAUCUGCAGAAUCGCCCGUGGCGUUUACUGUAAUGUUUUGGCGUUUGUUGAAAGCCUCCCGUGUUGGCGAACGCCACGCUGCAAGAAUCAAAGAUUUUAAAACUUAAUCUGAAACCAAACGAGGAAAAGAAUCAGUUUGAGUGCAGGUUUCAGAUUUCUGCAUCGGAGGCAUCACCUCACCGGGAUCAGCAGUGCCUUUAAGGAAAACGUCCGGAUAAUCCCGACUCAUCCAGUCUGAUCCGCCGUUUCUGGGUUUAAGUUUUAAUACGAGCGUCGUUAAAGUGAAUAGUUGAGAAAUAAAUGGUGAUCUUACUCGGUGCUAUCGUUUAGCGGCGUGAGACUGGAGUCGGCGGAUUAAUCCUCCAGGGGGGACGUUAGAGGAUGACGGUUUCGAUCGAUGCUCUGCGGCCGUUUUUG
This is a messenger RNA of Neolamprologus brichardi, 3840 nucleotides long. RefSeq names its product fem-1 homolog b (gene fem1b). The record is from RefSeq and is a predicted model, not a curated record. NCBI's taxonomy places the organism in Eukaryota, Metazoa, Chordata, Actinopteri, Cichliformes, Cichlidae. Gene Ontology annotation, molecular function: protein binding.